UCGGGUAUACAAGGAGGAGGGUCGAUAAUCUUCUAUCUUCAAAUAAGCCACAUGGAUGUCUUGAACGACUGUUAGGUUUCUGCGAGCUUAGCCUGUUGCGAUAUUACCGCAGAAAAUUACCCAUUCUUCUUUCCACAAAAACUCGACCUUGUUUUUGAUGAUACGACGAGAUACUCUUGAUUGCUCCUCCGGAGCCGCAUUCUUACUGAUAUCAAUAUCCCUUUCGUUUGAAACUCUCUUCGCCCUUGAGCGACCCACUUUCUACCAGAGCCGUUAAGCCCCUUGGACGAUCAUGUCGGAUUCCAGAUCGGACGGAAACGAUGCGAAGCAAUCGCAACCCCUGCAGCGGCCAAAGGCCCCCGAAAUAAAAAUCAACACCGACUUAAACGAGGAAAUCUCACCGGGCAUGCCACAGCCUACGUUACACAUUUCUAGUGAUAAUGCCUUUGCGAAUGACACGAGCGCUCUUCUAAACAGCGGCAGUGUUUCGCCCUUGGACGGGCCUUCAGGAGGCUCAAUACGUUCUUUUUCGUCUGACCCACGCGACCACGAGAGUCGACCGACCUCUCCGCACAACGUUUCGUCUCCUACAUCCAAUAUGAACGACCCUAUCUCUCAAACUCAAUUCCUGUCAGUUCCUGGCAAGUCGAACCGAUCUCGCGGAAAUUCUUUGGAGUCGGAGGACACACAUCAGUCGUCUAGCACAUAUGGAGGCGAUACCUAUGUGCCAACAGCAUCCCAGGGAUCUCGGGCGGAUUUAUCAAAGAAUAUAAUCAUGAAUGAUGAGGAUGCUUUGAAGCCAGAUCCAGGCCGCGAAGAUGACUUUACGGUGGAGGAUAACAAGUUUGCCUUCUCUCCGGGUCAGCUAAAUAAGCUCCUAAACCCUAAGAAUCUUGGUGCAUUCCAUGCCUUAGGUGGGCUGAGAGGAUUAGAGAAGGGGCUACGGACGGACACCAGCAGUGGGUUGAGUAUGGACGAGACGAUGUUGGAUGGAACUGUGAGCUUUGAAGACGCAACCUCGGAUGCUUUGGUGGAAACAGAGCAAACGGCUACAUCUCAGCCACUGCGGCAGCCGACCAGAUCUAGCACAGAUAUUGCCAAACAGUCUAGCAAUGGAUUCGGGGACCGGAGGCGUGUCUAUGGAAACAACAAACUACCCGAAAGGAAGCCCAAAGGCAUUUUGGAAUUAGCAUGGAUUGCCUAUAACGACAAGGUCUUGAUUCUUCUGACUGUCGCUGCCAUCAUUUCACUCGCUCUCGGAAUUUACCAGUCUGUCACGGCUAAGAAUGGCGAGCCUCGCGUGCAAUGGGUCGAAGGUGUUGCUAUUAUUGUGGCUAUUGUAAUUGUGGUGAUAGUGGGUGCUGCGAACGACUGGCAGAAGGAACGCCAAUUUGUGAAAUUGAACAAAAAGAAGGACGACCGACAGGUCAAGGUAAUUCGUUCGGGGAAAACGUUGGAAAUCUCGGUUCACGAUAUCCUCGUCGGCGACGUCAUGCAUCUUGAACCCGGUGAUUUAAUCCCAGUCGACGGCAUCUUCAUUGGCGGUCACAAUGUCAAAUGUGACGAGUCCUCGGCAACAGGCGAGUCCGAUGUAUUGCGUAAGACUGCAGCUAAUGAAGUCUUUCGGGCCAUUGAGCACCAGGAAAACAUCGCGAAACAUGACCCUUUCAUCGUGUCCGGUGCGAAAGUCUCCGAAGGCGUAGGAACAUUCUUGGUCACAUCCGUCGGGGUCCAUUCGACAUACGGAAAAACGAUGGUGUCUCUCCAGGAUGAGGGCCAGACGACUCCUCUACAAUCUAAGCUGAAUGUUUUGGCCGAAUACAUUGCGAAGCUCGGUCUUGCAGCAGGAUUGGUGUUGUUUGUUGUGCUAUUCAUCAAGUUCCUCGCUCAGCUGAAAACGAUUGACGGUGCUGAUGAGAAAGGCCAAGCCUUCCUUAGGAUUUUCAUCGUCGCCGUGACGGUCAUCGUUGUCGCUGUUCCCGAAGGGCUGCCUCUGGCUGUCACACUAGCGCUCGCCUUCGCCACAACACGCAUGUUAAAGGACAAUAACCUGGUGCGACUUUUACGGGCUUGUGAGACUAUGGGAAAUGCGACAACCAUUUGCUCUGACAAAACUGGCACGCUGACGGAGAACAAAAUGACCGCUGUUGCUGCCACUCUUGGAACAACCUGCCAAUUCCUCAAGUCCUCUUCCAAAGGACCGGGUGAGAACAGCGAUACGCACGAGCCUUCAGAUGCCUUGUCACCCUCUGAGUUCGUCAAAAGUCUUGCCACUUCAGUUAAGGAGCUCUUACUUGACUCAAUCGUACUCAACUCUACUGCAUUUGAAGGGGAACAGGAUGGGAUUAUGACGUUCAUUGGAUCGAAGACUGAAACAGCGCUUUUGAACUUUGCGAGGACCUACCUCGCCCUGGGUUCAGUUAGUGAGGCGCGGGCCAAUGCGGAGACUGUUCAGAUGGUACCAUUUGAUUCCGGUCGCAAGUGUAUGGCGGUGGUGAUCAAAAUGGGACCUGGCAAGUACAGGAUGUUGGUUAAAGGUGCAGCGGAGAUUUUGGCUUCGAAGUGCACGCGUAUCAUUAACGACCCGACACAAGACCUGUCCGAUCGCCCAUUGUCCGAUAAGGAUGGGAGCACUUUGAAUACGACGAUCGUGCACUAUGCGUCUAAGUCCUUGAGGGCCAUUGGCUUAGUGUACCGCGAUUUCAAACAAUGGCCGCCUGAAGGAGUACGCAGACAGGAGGACGACCGAAGCCUCGUAGACUUUGACUCUGCUUUCAAAGACAUGAUCAUGCUGGGGGUCUUUGGCAUUAUGGAUCCCCUCAGAGCUGGCGUGACAGAGUCCGUUCAACAAUGCCAGCGAGCUGGCGUGUUUGUCCGAAUGGUGACUGGAGACAAUAUUAAUACGGCCAAAGCUAUUGCUGAGGAGUGCGGCAUUUUUACACCAGGAGGGAUUGCAAUCGAAGGACCCUCCUUUCGCAAACUUAGCAGCGCUCAGAUUCACCAGAUUAUCCCCCGGCUGCAGGUUUUGGCAAGAUCUAGCCCUGAUGACAAGAAGAUCCUGGUUACUCAUCUGAAGAAGUUAGGUGAAACGGUUGCGGUCACUGGCGAUGGAACAAACGAUGCCCAAGCCCUUAAGACAGCUGACGUCGGAUUUUCCAUGGGCAUCGCGGGUACCGAAGUCGCAAAGGAGGCGUCGGAUAUCAUUUUGAUGGACGAUAACUUUUCCUCGAUCAUCAAGGCUAUGGCCUGGGGUAGGACUGUGAACGAUGCGGUCAAGAAAUUUCUGCAGUUCCAGAUUACAGUCAAUAUCACCGCAGUUCUUCUAACAUUCAUUUCAGCAGUAGCCAGUGCCAGUGAGGAAUCGGUCCUGACCGCAGUACAGCUUCUGUGGGUCAAUCUUAUCAUGGACACCUUUGCAGCGCUUGCUCUAGCGACCGAUCCUCCAUCUCCGCACGUUCUCAACCGCAGACCUGAACCCAAAUCUGCUCCGCUCAUCACGCUCACAAUGUGGAAGAUGAUCAUUGGCCAAAGCAUUUAUCAAAUGGUUGUCACGCUCGUCUUGAAUUUCGCAGGAGGCCACUUCGGUUACGAAGGCACCGUUCUGUCCACAGUAGUAUUUAAUGCGUUCGUUUGGAUGCAGAUCUUUAACCAGUGGAAUUCUCGCCGUUUGGACAAUGGUUUCAAUAUCUUCGAAGGCAUGCUUCGCAAUUGGUGGUUCCUUGGAAUUCAGGUGAUCAUCAUGGGAGGACAGGUCCUGAUCGUUUUUGUUGGCGGCCAUGCUUUUUCUGUUACUAGAAUCAAUGGCGCGCAGUGGGGGGUCUGUUUGAUUUUGGGUGUGGUCUCUCUUCCAAUCGGAGUUCUCAUCCGACUGAUUCCAGAUUGGCUUAUUGAGAAACUCAUCCCAACUUCCUUCCAUCGCAAGAAGGCCCCUCAGCUUUUGGUUUCUGACGAGGAUCGCUUCGAGUGGAAUCCUGCUCUUACAGAGAUUCGGGAUCAGCUUACAUUCCUUAAGAGGGUCCGCGGGGGUCGGUUGAGACACCUCAAGCACAAACUGCAACACCCACAGGAGUUCCUUCCAAGAUCACGAAGCGGCUCACGGUCGUCACGGUCAAGAGAGAACUCAAUCCCUGGAACACCUGUUAACGAACGUAGCAGCACCCCAUCUCAGCCUCCUACUCCGGCGGCUCGGUCUCGCUCAAACUCAGCAUAUACUACAACGGCAGCCAUCAUGGCUGUCGUGGCUGGAAGUAUUGGGGGCUUGUCGCCGACUCAAAAGGCCCCAGCUGACGGGGAGCCAUUCAAGGUCGACUCCACGCCGCAUGGGGGGUUGGAGAACCAGCAGGGCAUUGAAAUCCACCCCGGGACUGCAGCAGACGAUCGAGUUGUAGGAAACUAUCUUUCAACAUCCACGACACCCCCAAGCCAAAUUCCAGACCUUCUACCACACUUUGAACACGCCCCUCCUCGGGCUCCAUCUAGCCGCAGCAUGAGGUCUACAUCCGCUCACAGCCGAUCCACCUCUCGCAAUGGAAGUUGACCGGUUGUUAUAAACAUCCUUUUUACCUCCUUAAUAAUACCACGUGAUACGUUACCGGUCCUUUAACUGAGACCGUCCUACAGCGAUGUAUUAUGAACCUGUCGUUUAUACGGCCUUUUGAUAUCUUUUUUUUUCUUAGCUCUUUCUGGGUUGGCUGUUUUCUUCCGAUAAAGCACCGUUACUACGUCUU
Molecule: messenger RNA, 4727 nt
Organism: Aspergillus alliaceus
Lineage: Eukaryota; Fungi; Ascomycota; Eurotiomycetes; Eurotiales; Aspergillaceae
Gene: pmcA
Product: putative P-type calcium ATPase
Exons: 1
Coding region: 293-4537 (1414 amino acids)
Biological process (GO): intracellular calcium ion homeostasis; calcium ion transmembrane transport
Cellular component (GO): intracellular membrane-bounded organelle; membrane
Molecular function (GO): P-type calcium transporter activity; ATP binding; ATP hydrolysis activity
Source: RefSeq, a predicted model, not a curated record